This is a messenger RNA of Penicillium brevicompactum, 1617 nucleotides long. Its product is annotated as putative C6 transcription factor. Gene Ontology annotation, molecular function: zinc ion binding; DNA-binding transcription factor activity, RNA polymerase II-specific. The record is from RefSeq and is a predicted model, not a curated record. The transcript has 3 exons. Lineage: Eukaryota; Fungi; Ascomycota; Eurotiomycetes; Eurotiales; Aspergillaceae. Gene Ontology annotation, biological process: regulation of DNA-templated transcription. Bases 1 to 1617 code for a protein of 538 amino acids.
AUGCCCCCAAAACGAGCCUGUGAUCUCUGCAUCUCCCGCAAAGUGAAGUGCAAUGGCAACUUGCCUUGCGACACCUGCCGUGGGGCAAUCAGAAAGGUACAAUGCACGUACUUGAGACCCGCGCGUAGGCGGGGCCCGAAGUCUCGGCGAAAAAGCCAAGAAGAUGCAGAAGCUCCAGUGCCGCGAGCCGACGACAGUCAACAUGUCUCGGAAUGUGAGCCCUUGACAUCGGCAGGUAAUGCACCCAUUGAAUCAAAUGGUGCACCCAGCACACUACGCAUUCCGAAGGCGAUCCUGGCAUCAGUCAUUCAGCUUUACCAAAGAUACUCAUACAGUGUCUGGCCUGUAAUCGAUGCAGAAGCUCUAGUCUCCAAAAUCAAGGAUAUAGAUCCUGAAAGAGUCGAUCACGAUGCACAGAAUACUUCCUGUCUCGCCACUGCUCUCUGUGCUGCGACAAUGGCUCAAUUGCAACUCGGUCCCCAGGUAACCGGAUCCUGCACACUGGAUAGCACACAGAUGGUACAGGCCUGCCUCCGAAUGCGCACCAAAUGCCAUGACCACGGAGAACACAUGGAUAUCCGUAGCAUUUUGGCCUCUUUCUUCUUGCAUGUAUAUCAUGCGAAGAUCAACCAGCGGAACUCGGCAAUGAUGUAUAUCCAAGAGGCAUUGUCCGGGGCCCGAGUUCUGCGACUAGAUGAACUGGCUUGUCCAAUACAUGAUGAUAUAAUCCCCAACACGACCUUGGUCUUCCCUUUGCUUUGGGUGUCAGAGAGAGGGUAUGCUUUACACCUGGGUCUUUCGCCUUCAUAUAAUAAGCCUCUUUCAAUCGCCAGCCUAGAGACCAACAAUCAUGCCGACAUUGAAGCUCGAGGCCUGCUCGAACUUGCAAAGCUUUUCGUUGCAUUUGAUCGCAUCUCAGUGCGCCGCAGAUCGUCAACCAAAAUCACGAGCGUGCUUGAUCUGACAGAUACGGAAGAGGAGCUAUCUUCUUUGUGUUUUGGAAUGGCGGGUCACGUCUCAGCCAGAACCGCUGAUUAUCACAUCACACGGCAGUGGAUGAGAACUAUUAUCUGGCAAGAGGCGCUGUCGAUGGGACUGCUGUCAUCUUCCGCUCGUGGCACCAUUCUGACGUUUUUGUUCCCGGCGCGAGUUGGCCGUGACCUAUUGGCAUCGCUGAGAUGUUUUUGCGAGGCAGAUUUGCUCCCUCUCGGAAGAGAUCAGUUGUUGAAAUGUUUUGAGGUCGCCAAUUCGCUGGCAGAUACGGUUCUAUUGAACUUGUCGCGGACGAAUUCGCGACUUGAACUUGGACCGCAGGACUUCUUGCAUGCCCUUUAUCAGAAGAUUGAUCCGUUCCUCAACCAGGACAACGUGAUGAAGUCAAUGCUCCGCGCAAAAACCGCAGAGGCUCUCAUCACCGCUCCUGCUAGAAUGCUGUCAGUAGAAGCGCUUGGCUUGGAGACAGGCUCAGCUGGAAACGCGCUCGUAACCACCGAGCCUGAAGGCACUACAGAAUGUGAAGACCUGCGAGGACAAGAUGAAUUGCUAGACAACUUUGAUUGGCUACCACUACCAGAUCAGCAGGAAUCCUGCAUGUCAGCCUCGCGAGGACCCUACUGA